Messenger RNA from Betta splendens (Siamese fighting fish), 392 nucleotides. Its product is annotated as ubiquitin-conjugating enzyme E2 D4-like. Gene Ontology annotation, biological process: protein polyubiquitination; ubiquitin-dependent protein catabolic process. Lineage: Eukaryota; Metazoa; Chordata; Actinopteri; Anabantiformes; Osphronemidae. The transcript is spliced from 5 exons. Gene Ontology annotation, molecular function: ubiquitin conjugating enzyme activity. The record is from RefSeq and is a predicted model, not a curated record. Gene Ontology annotation, cellular component: nucleus. Bases 16 to 372 code for a protein of 118 amino acids.
UCCUUAUUACUUGCCAUGUUUCAUUGGCAGGCCACCAUAAUGGGUCCAGGUGACAGUCCGUACCAAGGAGGAGUAUUUUUUCUCACAAUCCACUUCCCUACUGAUUACCCGUUCAAGCCACCAAAGGUAGCGUUUACAACAAAGAUUUAUCACCCAAAUAUAAACAGCAACGGCAGUAUCUGUUUGGACAUUCUACGGUCGCAGUGGUCUCCAGCACUAACAGUGUCUAAAGUUUUAUUGUCUAUAUGUUCACUGCUUUGUGAUCCAAACCCAGAUGAUCCCUUGGUUCCAGACAUAGCACACAUCUACAAGAAUGACAAAGACAAAUACAAUAAACUAGCAAAGGAAUGGACCCAGAAAUAUGCCAUGUGAAGACUCAUCUAAAAGAAACU